GCAUCCUCAGCAUCAACACCAACCGUUGCUAAUCUUACUCUUAACUAUGACAACAAGAGCUGAGGGGCAAUUCACUGAACUGAUUCAGGGCUGGAUCAUGUGGUGAUGAGCGGUGUGCCAUGCAGAGGAGACACAGCAGUAACACGGAUGGCAUGCCCUCUGAAAGGAGCCGAAGCCAAACUCUGGGAUCAGAGAGCAGCCUGGAUGAGGGUGGUGUGUUCGACUGCCUGAAGCCUGACUCACCCGCGUCACCCCAGCAAAUCUUCUCCGGCCUGGUGGGUGUCCCUUCCGGCUCUGUCUCCUCCGCCCAAUUCCAGGCAGCCGGCUUAGUCCUCGGCUCUCCCCCUGAAGUUUUCAUCCAGAUGACCGCAUCAUCCAGAGAAGAAGGUGGACCCCACCGCUCGGAGGGUGGUCCUUUUCUCCCUCGGCCUCCCCCGCACCACCAUCACCACCACCACCACCACUUCCACCACCAGCCCCUUCAGCACAGGACCUCCUCUCUGCUGCAGCAGGCCACCACGGCGGCCGGCUCGGAGAGGCACGGCUCCAGGGAGGAGGCCCAGGAAGACCCGUCCACCCCGGCCCCGGCCCUGUCUGAGCUGAAGGCAGUAGUCACCUGGCUGCAGAGGGGUUUCCCCUUCAUCCUCAUUCUGCUGGCUAAAGUCUGCUUUCAGCAUAAGCUAGGUAUUGCUGUGUGUGUGGGGAUGGCCAGUACAUUCGCCUACGCCAAUUCCACUUUUAGGCACCAAGUGUCAUUACGGGAGGAACGCUCUGUAUUGGUUGCUCUUUGGAUCUUAAUGUUCCUGGCAGGAAAUAUCGUCUAUAUCUACUACACAUUUAGUCACGAGGAGCUGCACAACAGCCUCAUAUUCGCCAAGCCCAACCUCAACAGCUUUGACUUCUUUGAUCUGAUCUGGGCAGUGGGCAUCACUGACUUUGUCCUGAAAUACUUCACCAUCGGCCUGAAAUGCUUUGUCCUCUUUUUGCCGAAAAUUCUCCUGGCCUUCAAAUCCAGGGGGAAGUUCUACCUGCUGAUUGAGGACCUGAGCCAGCUGUUUCGGGCCCUGGUGCCCAUCCAGCUGUGGUACAAGUACAUCAUGGGAGAAGACCCCUCUAACAGUUACUUCCUGGGAGCCACACUCAUCAUCAUCUACACCCUCUGCAAGUCCUUUGACAUCUGUGGACGUGUAUCUGCCAUAUGCAAGGCCAUGGUCAUCCUUUGCAGCUCCCAGAGUUAUGGAGUGAGGGCCGGCAGCCAGCAGUGCAGCGAGGCGGGCGACAUCUGUGCUAUUUGUCAGGCAGACUUCAGAGAUCCCAUAGCCCUCCUUUGUCAGCACGUGUUCUGUGAGGAGUGCCUGUGUUUGUGGUUCGACCGGGAGAGAACGUGUCCGCUGUGUCGCUCGACUGUCAUUGAGACCCUGCGAUGCUGGAAGGACGGCACCACCUCAGCUCACUUCCAGAUCUAUUAAGCUAUGACAGCGUAUAUCGUAUACACACACAAAAGUGCAUUUGUGCUGUAAUGCAAGUGAGACAAUGGUGUGUCAUAUUUCUUUGUUUAUCUUAGUGAAGUAAUUCUUUAAACCAGGUUUAAGCAUAAUUGCAGUAACACACAUUUGUAGGGGGCUUUUGAUUUUAGAGGAAUUUUGAAAAUACCAGAAUAAUCAAAUUAUUAAGUGGAGCAUGUGAAGCUGGUGGUAGCAGCCAUGGGCAUAGACAUGAAGCUGCACUAUUGUCUGUUUUACAGUUGGACUGUUGUCAUACAGCAAUAGUCCCAAUUAUUUUGUACAUGUUGACUUAGACACUGUUGUAAACUGUGAACAUUUAUUUUACACUAGACAUUAUAAAAGAAUGUUGCUUUAAUUUAAUGUGGUGGUAAUGUAAAUAGUCACAGCAUUUCACACUUCUUCUGUAUUCUUUAUGGUUUGGCAUUUCUGUAUAGUGUCUGUUAUUACUCAUUUACAAAAUACUACAAUAUACUUAAUUUUUGUUUGGUAUUUAGUUUAAAAGUUUGCAAUGCUUAUUUUUAAUCAAGCAAAAUGAAAUGUCUCACAGAAUGGAUUGUAGGUAGAAAAUCACUUCAAACAUUUGUUCUUGGUGAGCAAACAAUUGGGUUAUUUAGAUACUGAAUUGAAUGGUGUGUGACUUUGAAUUAUCUGGACUGUAACAUGACAUAGCAUAAUUGUUUGUGGUGCCAUCCUCGCACCAUAAUCUUAACAUUUCGAUGCAGAAGGUGUGGUGCAGAUGAUAAGGUCAGUAGUAUGUGACUUUCUUCUUUCUUUUCAGACAUGAGUUGGAGCUCUCUGUAAGUAUUGUUAAUAUGAGUAAUUUCCUCUAGAAGAAUUCAUUGUUGGGUUGCAUAAUGUCAAGAGGUUUUCAGUUUUUAAUGAAAGCACUUUA
Seriola dumerili (greater amberjack) is the source of this 2397-nucleotide messenger RNA. It is a transcript of the gene rnft2, whose product is annotated as ring finger protein, transmembrane 2. Lineage: Eukaryota; Metazoa; Chordata; Actinopteri; Carangiformes; Carangidae. The record is from RefSeq and is a predicted model, not a curated record. Gene Ontology annotation, molecular function: ubiquitin protein ligase activity. Gene Ontology annotation, biological process: positive regulation of ERAD pathway. The coding region runs from base 120 to 1469 and encodes 449 amino acids. The transcript has 10 exons.